Cryptomeria japonica (Japanese cedar) is the source of this 1893-nucleotide messenger RNA. RefSeq lists its product as uncharacterized. The transcript is spliced from 8 exons. The record is from RefSeq and is a predicted model, not a curated record. The coding region runs from base 669 to 1445 and encodes 258 amino acids. NCBI's taxonomy places the organism in Eukaryota, Viridiplantae, Streptophyta, Pinopsida, Cupressales, Cupressaceae.
UAAAUUAGUGGAAGCCCCAAAAAGCGACAGCGGGCACAUGCGGUGGGCCCUCAUGUGCACAUGGCGCUAAAUAUAUUGCUCCCUUACAGAGCUAGAAGGCACCCCCACCGGGUAGGAUCUACACUGCAUCACAAAUAUAACGACCAGGAUGAUCGAUUUACAAAUACAGAAACAAAUUAUACGAAUGAUGUUCCUGCCGUUAGCGUUGUAUGUCCGAAAAUAAUUAAAAUUCAGGUACGGGGAAGAAAUAAGUUAAAGUACUACGAUUGCGAGAGAGGAGUUGCUUUUCUGUUUGUUGUCCAAUGGCUGAUUUCACAGCGAGAUUCUUUAAGCUAGGGUUUCAUCGUCAAGUACGGACGUUCUAAUUAAGGUAAAGCUUGCUGUGCUCCGUACAAAAGUUGCUUACAAUUCUCAGGUAGCUAGGAUUCUUGGCGAGAAAUAGGGAAAAAAGUGUAAAACAUUGAAAGCGGCAAUCAUUUUCUUUUUAUUCGGCGUGCUUAAAGAUUGGAGUUUAAAUUUUAAUUUCGAUAGCUGGACCGUCACUCAUGGUGAUAUUUUGGAGCUUUUUGCGGCCCUGAGUUUGUUCCGCGUUAUGUUUUUCAUGGAGUCGUUGAGCUAUGUUUAGGUUUUGGUUUGGAUGAGAUGAGAAGGAGAGGUUUGUGUUAGCAAUGGCGGCCAAUUAUGGCGCAGGAGUUCAGCAAGGGUCUUCUUCUUCAUUCAAUGGAAAUACUGUGAACCAGAGCGCUGCAGCGCCUUCGAAAGCAUCCGCAGGCAAUGGCAGUGGGAAUUCAGGCGCUUCGGCAGCACUUAAACAUGACCCGGGGCUUGCGCUGGAAUGGACUAUGGAGGAACAGAACAUACUUGAAGAGAAACUUCAACUAUAUGCAAAUGAAUCAAAUUUUGUCAAAUAUAUUAAAAUCGCUGCAGUUCUUCAAGAUAAAACUGUGCGGGAUGUUGCUUUAAGGUGCAGAUGGAUGUCAAAAAAAGAGAAUGGGAAGCGGAGAAAGGCUGAUGAACAGAACUUGACAAAGAAACCAAAGGACAGAAAGGAGAAAUAUGUGGAUCCCUCGUCAAAGCAACCUGGUCAUUUAGUUGCACAAUCAAAUAUGGUCACAUAUGCUUCAGCAAUGCCUUCCAUGGACAAUGAAGGAGUACUAUCAUUUGAACCAGAAAUUGGUGGUACAACGGGGCAUCUUCUGGAACAAAAUGCUAAGGCCUUUGAACAAAUUACAGCAAAUCUUGCAUCUUAUAGAAUACGAGAGAACAUCAACCUCUUCUGUCAGGCCCGAGACAACAUUUUUGCAAUUUUGAAUGAUAUGAAAGAUAUGCCUGGAAUAAUGAGUCAGAUGCCACCUCUUCCUGUUAAGAUAAAUGGGAGUCUUGCAGAUUCAAUUCUUCCAACACCAACCCAGGGUAUGCUAUAUGCAGACCAUUGCACUGGAUAGCUUAAAUAGACGUGAAGCCAGAAAUGAGAUGAAAGAUGGCGAUCUAUGGCAAAGGAAGUUUGACAGAGUCCUCUGUAAAUGUAGUGAACUCACAGAGCCAGUGCAUCUCUAUAUGCACGCAUGGCGACCAUGAGCAAUGUAUGCUCAGAGUGUUUCUUAAUUAUGCAAUUGGAGCAAAUGGUAUAUAGUUGGAAGGAAGGAACAGUCAGUAUUGUUGAAAAUUAUUGAAUUAAUGGUUACUUGUUGAGGUUGAGAUCUUGAUUCCCUGGAGUCAGUGAAGGGUUCUUGAUUGGAAGAGCUAAAGUUUUUAUUCUAUCAUGUAUAAUGGGUGCAAGCCAUCUCUGUACUGCAUGAGAUGGAAAAUGGUUUUAGAAAUAGCGAAUGAAGACAAUGUUCUCAUGAUGUCCACUGAAUUUUGUUUUAGUAAAUAUGGCACUUUUUGAAUCAA